AGAGGGCGCCCUCUCGGCCUUUUCGGCGACCAUCAUUUUGCGGUGUUUGUGCAACUUUUCGGUCGUGUCCUGAAUCGGACUCAUCCGACACUUUCACCGUCGUUUUCUUCCACUUUUGGAGUCUAGACACCAAGCAAGAUGCCUCCCAAGUUCGAUCCUAAUGAAAUUAAAGUCGUUUGCCUGAGAGCCGUUGGUGGAGAAGUGGGCGCAACCUCCUCACUUGCCCCCAAAGUAGGCCCUCUUGGAUUGUCCCCCAAGAAAGUCGGUGACGACAUCGCAAAGGCCACCCAGGAUUGGAAGGGUCUGAAGAUCACGGUCCAGCUGACCAUCCAGAACCGGCAGGCCCAGGUCUCCGUCGUCCCCUCGGCCUCGUCGCUGAUCAUCAAGGCUCUGAAGGAACCCCCACGUGACCGCAAGAAGGUCAAGAACAUCAAGCACGACGGCAACGUCAGCUUUGAGGAGAUUCUCAGGAUUGCCCGCAUCAUGAGGGAGCGAUCCAUGGCGCGGGAGCUGUCCGGUACCGUCAAGGAGAUCCUGGGCACGGCGCAGUCCGUGGGCUGCACGGUGGACGGGAUGAACCCCCACGACGUCAUCGACAAGAUCAACAACGAGGAGAUCGAGGUCCCAGAGGAAUAAACAGUGGAGGCCUCAUAGCCCAACACUAGCCUGAGACAUGACCACAUUCAUCCAGCGUCACGGUCAACUAUCAGAGGAAGGACUAUACCAGGCUAGAGAAACAGAAUUUUAUUCAAAAAGUGGAAAAAAUUGUAUGAAGAAUUAAAAAAAAGUACGCUAAAAAAGAGAAAAAUA
Patiria miniata (bat star) is the source of this 810-nucleotide messenger RNA. Its product is annotated as 60S ribosomal protein L12-like. NCBI's taxonomy places the organism in Eukaryota, Metazoa, Echinodermata, Asteroidea, Valvatida, Asterinidae. Gene Ontology annotation, biological process: translation. Gene Ontology annotation, molecular function: structural constituent of ribosome; large ribosomal subunit rRNA binding. The coding region runs from base 139 to 636 and encodes 165 amino acids. The record is from RefSeq and is a predicted model, not a curated record. Gene Ontology annotation, cellular component: cytosolic large ribosomal subunit; ribosome. The transcript is spliced from 5 exons.